AUGAUCAGGAAACGCGCAAGACCGCAGCACUGCGCUCGUGAGCUCUCACGCGAAGUCGAGUCGCUGCCAGCAGAUGCUGAAGCCGGUGGCGAUCUCCGGAAGCUUCGGAAGCUCAGGCAGGGCAUCGACGUUGCGAAGCUGAACAAGGGGGACGUGAAGAAGCGGAAGAAGAAGAGGGCGAGAGAGGGCGAAGGCAAGGAUGGCGAGGGUGACGACGAGGAUGGCGAGGGCGAGAAGGACAAGGAAGCUAAAGCUCGCCGCGUCGUGCGAGCUAACAACUUCACGCAGCAAACCAAUGCGCUGGACGUCGACAAGCACAUGAUGGCAUAUAUUGAGGAGAACAUGAAGAUGCGGCGCGGGCCGCAGAACGCGGAGACGGAGACGGGACCUACGGAUCCUUCAGACGACCUGUACCGCCUUCCGGACCGCUACAAGGUCGAGAAGAAGGCUGCCGAGGAAGGGAACGUGACGAACAGUCUCGCGAUGUUGACAGCGAUCCCUGAAGUCGACCUUGGCAUGGAUGCGCGACUGAAGAAUAUCGAAGAGACGGAGAAGGCGAAGCUGAUGCUGACCCAGGAGCGCAAAGGCCGCAAAAAAGCGGGCAAGACCGAUGAGGAGCACCUUUCUGCUGCACGAUUCUACCGGCCCAACAUGCGCAUGAAGUCUGACGCGGACAUAAUCCGAGAUGCGAAGUUGGAAGCGAUGGGACUGCCGCCGGAGGAAGAGCACCACAGGCCUCACAAUCAGCGGUCGCAGAUGGCCACUGACGAGAUGGUUAUGGAGCGCUUCAAGAAGCGCAUGCGGAAGUAGGCCACAAGGAAGGCUGGCGUUCGACACUAUUUGAUCUUUGUACGUUCCUGGGAUAUUGUAUUGUGCUUUCCGUUUUUCGCUG
Heterobasidion irregulare TC 32-1 is the source of this 892-nucleotide messenger RNA. RefSeq lists its product as uncharacterized. Gene Ontology annotation, biological process: mRNA splicing, via spliceosome. NCBI's taxonomy places the organism in Eukaryota, Fungi, Basidiomycota, Agaricomycetes, Russulales, Bondarzewiaceae. Bases 1 to 810 code for a protein of 269 amino acids. The transcript is spliced from 7 exons. Gene Ontology annotation, cellular component: spliceosomal complex. The record is from RefSeq and is a predicted model, not a curated record.